Aspergillus japonicus CBS 114.51 is the source of this 183-nucleotide messenger RNA. RefSeq lists its product as uncharacterized. The coding region runs from base 1 to 183 and encodes 60 amino acids. The transcript has 2 exons. Lineage: Eukaryota; Fungi; Ascomycota; Eurotiomycetes; Eurotiales; Aspergillaceae. The record is from RefSeq and is a predicted model, not a curated record.
AUGGCUGCUCUCGCAGCAAACGCCGACGGCUCCUGGGGCAUCGCGCAGCCCUACGAGAGGCUACGCGCGCCGCGCGCCGUUGCUGUACAACGCAUCAACGCCCUUUUACUCGAGGGGUACAAGUUACACGACGAGCCUAUCCAGCUUGGUCCAGCAGCCAUCGAACGCUUACGUGGGCAGUGA